Molecule: messenger RNA, 1724 nt
Organism: Anopheles stephensi (Asian malaria mosquito)
Lineage: Eukaryota; Metazoa; Arthropoda; Insecta; Diptera; Culicidae
Gene: Ahcy
Product: adenosylhomocysteinase
Exons: 3
Coding region: 322-1620 (432 amino acids)
Biological process (GO): L-methionine cycle
Cellular component (GO): cytosol
Molecular function (GO): adenosylhomocysteinase activity
Source: RefSeq, a predicted model, not a curated record
GGAAACGAGACCUCCUCGUGUGUUGAUGGGCCCGGUGUCGCGCGGGGCAUCAUGGGGUAGGCGCGCGGGAACCACGGCACGGCCCGGAAUGGACUUCAUUAGAGAGCACGUGUAUUGCGGUUCUUACUCGCUCGGCUGACUUCAUACGGAAAACAUCGCUGCUCCAGGGUAACAGCCGGCAUAACCUUACACCGUACCGAACCCGUCUGAGAGGGUGCCAGUGAACCGCGACACCAGCGCAACAAUCAACCGUGUUGAUAAAGCCAUCCUCAAUCCAGUACAAACAGUGCAACCCGCCCCAUUCCCGGGAAGGAAAGAACGAUGGCAAAACCAGCGUACAAAGUCGCGGACAUUUCCCUGGCCGAGUUCGGACGUAAGGAGAUCGUUCUGGCGGAGAACGAAAUGCCUGGCCUGAUGGCGUGCAGGAAAAAGUACGGCCCAUCCAAGAUUCUGAAGGGUGCCCGGAUAGCCGGCUGCCUGCACAUGACCAUCCAGACGGCCGUCUUGAUCGAAACGCUGAUCGAGCUCGGCGCUGAGGUGCAAUGGAGCAGCUGCAACAUCUUCAGUACGCAGGAUCAUGCGGCCGCCGCCAUGGCGAAGGCUGGCGUCCCGGUGUACGCGUGGAAGGGCGAAACGGACGAGGAGUACAUGUGGUGCAUCCGGCAGACGCUCUUCUUCCCGGACGGCAAACCGCUGAACAUGAUCCUGGACGAUGGGGGCGAUCUGACUAACCUGGUGCACGCCGACCAUCCGGAGCUGCUGAAGGAGAUCCGUGGAUUGAGCGAGGAAACCACCACCGGUGUGCACAACCUGUACAAGAUGUUCCGCGAGGGUCGGCUCGGUAUGCCGGCGAUCAACGUGAACGAUUCGGUCACGAAGAGCAAGUUCGACAAUCUGUACGGUUGCCGGGAAUCGUUGCUGGACGGUAUCAAGCGCGCGACGGACGUGAUGAUUGCCGGCAAGGUGUGCGUCGUCGCUGGGUACGGUGAUGUGGGCAAGGGUUGCGCCCAGGCGCUGCGCGGUUCGGGUGGCCGCGUGCUGGUGACCGAGAUCGAUCCGAUCAAUGCGCUGCAGGCAGCGAUGGAAGGGUACGAGGUGACCACGAUGGAGGAGGCAAGCAAGGAGGCACAGAUCUUCGUAACGACGACCGGCUGCACGGACAUCAUUAUGGGCGAACACUUCCUCAACAUGAAGGAUGACUCGAUCGUGUGCAACAUCGGUCACUUCGAUUGCGAGAUUAACGUGAAGUGGUUGCAGGACAAUGCGGUCCGGAAGGUGAACAUUAAGCCGCAGGUCGAUCGGUACGAGCUGAGCAACGGGCAUCACAUUAUCCUGCUGGCGGAGGGACGGCUCGUUAACUUGGGCUGCGCGAUGGGCCACUCGAGCUUCGUCAUGUCGAACUCGUUCACCAACCAGGUGCUGGCACAGAUUGAGCUGUGGACCAACCGGGAAAAGUACGACAUCGGUGUGCACGUGCUGCCGAAGAAGCUGGACGAGGAGGUGGCCGCCCUGCAUCUGGACAAGCUCGGCGUGAAGCUGACGAAGCUGAGCCCACACCAGGCGGAAUAUUUGAAUCUGCCGGCCGAGGGACCGUACAAACCGGACCAUUACCGUUACUAAAAGCGGGUGCCGUGUUUCCUGUGCUUGGUGUGUGUGUGUGUGUGUAGCGCGAAUGUACGUGUGACACAUCACAUUUUAAUAAAAAAUAAAAAAAUAUCAGCAUA